AUGUUCUCCACGGGCCUCUUCUCCUCGUCGUCCUCCUCAUUCCACACCGGCGGCCACCACGGCACAUCUGCCGCCUCCCCCUCCCCCGUGGCAGCAGGCAAGAAGGCCCAGCCCCCGCAGUUCGCCUCCUUCCUCCUCCCCAGCAUCCCCGUGCCCCUCCGUCGCCGCCGCGGGUCCUCAGCAGCAGCAGCAGCAGCAGCGCUGCGGACCUCGUCCGUCUCCUCGUCGUCUGCGGCGUCCCCCCCACCCCUGUGCACCUCGCCGUCGACCACCUCCGACGCCGACCCGUACUCCCAGCCCGGCACCCCGACAGACACUACUGCUGCCUUCACGCCGCAGACGACGACCACCUCCGACGCCGACCCGUACUCCCAGCCCGGCACCCCGACAGACACUACUGCUGCCUUCUCCUCGCUGCCCCUCUCGUCCCAGCCAGGCGGCCUGUCCCGCCUGCGGCCCGACACCCUCCGCUGCCGGCGGUGCUCCGCCGACGUCGCCCUCGCCUCGCAGAUCGUGUCCAAGGGCUUCACCGGCCGCCACGGGCGCGCCUACCUCGUCGGUCCCUGCUCCCCUUCCUCCACGCCACCGUCCUCUCCGGGUCCGGCGUGGGGGAGAAGGAACAAACACGACCAAGGAGGAGGGGGGGAGGAGGAGGGCCUCGCCAACAUCACCGUCGGCGCCCGCGAGAACAGGCAGCUCGUGACGGGCAUGCACGUCGUCGCCGACAUCGGCUGCGCCGUGUGCCGCGGCAACCUCGGCUGGAAGUACGUCGACGCCGCCGAGGCGGCCCAGCGCUACAAGAUCGGCAAGUACAUCCUCGAGACGGCGCGCGUCGUCGAGUUCCGCAGCUGGGAGGACGGUGAUGUCGACGGUGGCGGCGAUCGGCGCGAGAGCGAGGACGAGCGGCAGCGGCAGCGGGUGGUACUUGGGGAAAGGGAUGGCAAGGCGAGAGCUGGUGGGUCGUCGAGGCGGGCGUCGAAGGAGGACGAGUGGGUUUCCGAGGAGGAUGAUGACGACGACGAUGCGAAUGAGCCCGUCGUGUUUGACUCGGAUGACGAGGAGGAGUGCGAGGACAUCUUUGCUGGCGUGUGGGAUGCCAGCGUCGUGGCCAAGCGGCGGAGCAGCAGGGUCAGCUCCGGCAGGCGUUGA
Thyridium curvatum is the source of this 1149-nucleotide messenger RNA. RefSeq lists its product as uncharacterized. The coding region runs from base 1 to 1149 and encodes 382 amino acids. The transcript has a single exon. The record is from RefSeq and is a predicted model, not a curated record. Lineage: Eukaryota; Fungi; Ascomycota; Sordariomycetes; Thyridiales; Thyridiaceae.